Messenger RNA from Paramecium tetraurelia, 813 nucleotides. RefSeq lists its product as uncharacterized. The record is from RefSeq and is a predicted model, not a curated record. NCBI's taxonomy places the organism in Eukaryota, Ciliophora, Oligohymenophorea, Peniculida, Parameciidae. The transcript has a single exon.
AUGCAUAUUAAAUACCAAUUGAUAUUCUAAAAAGUCAAUUACUUUAACAAUCCAUAAUUUCACCCUGAAAUAUUUGAGUUGUUAUUAAAAAGUGACAUUUAUCCAAGAAAUCUAAAUAUUUCAUUAGAAGAGUUUAAUAUUGCAUCAACAUUAUUAAGUAGAGCAGAUCAAUUAGGUUUAGUAAAUAAUUGGAUAAAGGAUGCAAAAGAUUCUAUUAAUCUUAAGAAAUUAAUACCAUUCUUUUUUAACAUCAUAAAAAGAGGAGAAUCAUCUAAAAAUUUCUUAUCAAUUGUUAACUAGUAAUUAAUGAGUAGCAAAGAAUUGCAAGAAAAAUAUGGAUAUUUUAAUUAAAAGUCAAUUUUUUAAAUAUUCUAUACUAAUGCUAAUUAUGAAUUAAAGAUUAUACUUCUUAAACUAAUUAGUAAAUCAUAUCCAAUUCCUUUAUUAUAUAAAACUCCCUCCAAAAAAAAAAAAAAAGAUUUAAACAAAUUAACAUUUAAUAAGAAUACAUUUUAUGUUUUCUAAGAGAACUUUCCAAUUAUAAAUUUAAGUUUAGAUCCUGAACAACAAAGAAUAGGGAAAACAGAAUUAAUUAACAAAAUUUCCUUUUAAUAAAAGAAAUUUGAAAUUUUGGACAGUAACUAAUUGAAUAAUUAAACAAUUGAUAUUAUGUAUGAUUUUGAAUUUAGUGGAUCAAGAAAUCUAUCAGUAGCUGAUGCUCAUAAUUUUAUUCCUUUUGAAACUUUAGAUGAUAUUUGCGAAUGUUUAGAUUAUGGAUUAUUUAAUUAAAUACUGAAAAAGAAAUUGAAAUGA